Molecule: messenger RNA, 5552 nt
Organism: Malaclemys terrapin pileata
Lineage: Eukaryota; Metazoa; Chordata; Testudines; Emydidae
Gene: NEO1
Product: neogenin 1
Exons: 29
Coding region: 262-4677 (1471 amino acids)
Biological process (GO): cell-cell adhesion
Cellular component (GO): membrane
Molecular function (GO): protein binding
Source: RefSeq, a predicted model, not a curated record
GCGGCGAAUGCCCCUCUUGCUCUGUGCGGGAGACGUGAAGCCUGGCGCUGGGACCGGCCCGCGAUGGAGUGACUCUCCUCCCCGGCCUUUCUGCACGGACGGCGCUAGCCCCGCGGAGCCAGACCAGGGCAGCUUUCUCCUCAGGCCGCCGCAGCGGCAGCGACCGGUUAAGGGCGAGCGGACCCCGUCCGGCCGGUGAAGCCCCCGGGGGAGGGGCAGCUGCUGCUGGGUGCCCGGCUGCCGGGCUCGGGGCGCGGAGCGAUGGCGGCGCGGGGAGCCAGGCGGCUCCUCGGCUCCCUGUGGAUCGCCCUGCUCCUAGGGCAGCCGGACCCGGCCGGUGCCGCCAGGAGCAGCUCGCAGAGCCCCGCAGGGUCCACCGUGAGAACCUUCACUCCGUUUUAUUUUCUGGUGGAGCCAAUGGACACGUUAUCAGUUCGAGGGGCUUUUAUCAUACUGAACUGUUCAGCUUACUGUGAGCCUUCUCCAAAAAUUGAAUGGAAGAAAGAUGGGACUUUCCUAAAUUUGGUGUCAGAUGACCGGCGCCAGCUGCUACCAGAUGGAUCUUUAUUAAUAAACAGUGUGGUGCAUUCCAAACACAAUAAACCUGACGAAGGAUAUUAUCAGUGUGUGGCAACCGUGGAAAGCCUUGGGACCAUUGUAAGCAGAACAGCAAAGCUUACAGUAGCAGGACUUCCAAGGUUCACUAGCCAGCCAGAAUCAACAUCUGUCUAUAGAGGAAACAGCGUAAUUCUGAACUGCGAGGUUAAUGCUGAUCUGGUACCAUUUGUGAGGUGGGAGCAGGAUCGUCAACCACUCUUUUUGGAUGACCGUGUAUUCACAUUACCAAGUGGAGCUCUAAUCAUUAGUAAUGUUACAGAUGGGGAUGGCGGACUCUAUCGCUGUGUCAUUGAAAGUGGUGGUUCGCCCAAAUACAGUGAUGAAGCAGAGCUUAAAGUUCUUCCAGAUCCAGAGGUUCCAUUAAACCUGGUGUUUCUGAGGCAACCUUCUCCACUUACCAAAGUUACUGGGCAAAGUGCAGUUUUCCCAUGUGUCACUGCAGGAUUUCCAACUCCAGUUGUCAGGUGGAUGAAAAACGAAGAAGAACUUACCACAGAAGGCUCUGAAAAAUUUCUGUUACUGGCGGGAGGGAGCCUGGAGAUCAGUGAUAUCACAGAAGAUGAUGCUGGGACAUAUGCCUGCAUUGUGGAUAAUGGGAAUGAGACAAUUGAAGCUCAAGCAGAACUUGCAGUUCAAGCUCCACCUGAAUUUCUGAAGCAGCCUGCUAAUAUUUAUGCUCAUGAAUCUAUGGAUAUUGUCUUUGAGUGUGAAGUGACUGGGAAACCAACUCCAACAGUGAAAUGGAUCAAGAAUGGAGACAUGGUGAUCCCUAGUGACUACUUCAAAAUUGUAAAGGAGCAUAACCUGCAGGUUUUGGGUCUUGUGAAAUCAGAUGAAGGAUUCUAUCAGUGCAUUGCAGAAAAUGAUGUUGGAAAUGCACAGGCUGGAGCACAGCUGAUAAUACUUGAACAUGAUGUUGCCAUCCCAACAUUACCUCCCACUUCACUGACCAGUGCCACUACUGACCAUCUAGCACCAGCUACAACUGGACCAUUGCCUUCGGCUCCUCGAGAUGUCGUGGCCUCCCUCGUCUCUACUCGCUUCAUCAAACUCACGUGGCGGACACCAGCAUCAGAUCCUCAUGGAGACAACCUCACCUAUACGGUAUUCUACACCAAGGAAGGUAUAAACAGGGAACGUGUUGAAAAUACAAGUCGUCCUGGAGAGAUGCAAGUGACAAUCCAAAACCUGAUGCCAGAGACCGUGUAUGUUUUCAGAGUUGUGGCUCAAAACAAACAUGGCCCUGGAGAGAGCUCAGUACCACUGAAGGUGGCGACUCAGCCUGAAGUUCAACUUCCUGGUCCAGCACCGAAUAUUCGAGCAUAUGCUAAUUCACCCAUUUCAAUCACUGUCACAUGGGACACACCGUUGUCGGGCAAUGGUGAAAUCCAGAACUACAAGCUCUAUUACAUGGAAAAGGGGACAGAUAAUGAACAGGAUGUUGAUGUUGGAGGUCACUCCUACACCAUUAGUGGAUUAAAGAAAUAUACCGAGUACAGCUUCCGAGUGGUAGCCUACAAUAAACACGGUCCUGGAGUCUCUACCCAAGAUGUUGUUGUGCAGACUCUGUCAGAUGUCCCCAGUGCUGCACCCCAGAAUCUGUCGCUGGAAGUGCGGAAUUCCAAGAGCAUCAUGAUACAUUGGCAAACCCCUCCUGCAGGAACACACAAUGGUCAAAUCACUGGCUACAAAAUUCGCUACCGUAAAGCAUCUCGUAAGAGUGAGGUAUCCGAGAGCAUUGGCGGGACACAACUUUUCCAGCUAAUCGAAGGUCUUGAGCGAGGUACAGAAUACAGUUUCCGUGUGGCUGCCUUAACAAGCAAUGGUACAGGACCAGCUACUGAUUGGAUAUCAGCAGAAACUUUUGAGAGUGAUCUAGAUGAAACUCGUGUUCCAGAAGUUCCAAGUUCCCUACAUGUUCGCCCACUUGUUACAAGUAUUGUAGUGAGCUGGACUCCUCCUGAAAACCAGAACAUUGUGGUAAGAGGAUAUGCUAUAGGGUAUGGCAUUGGCAGUCCUCAUGCACAGACUAUCAAAGUGGACUACAAACAACGCUAUUACACCAUUGAGAACUUGGAUCCAAGUUCCCACUAUGUCAUAACUCUGAAAGCAUUUAACAAUGUUGGUGAAGGAAUCCCACUCUAUGAGAGUGCAGUGACCAGGCCUCAUACAGACACUUCCGAAGUUGAUUUAUUUGUUAUUAAUGCUCCAUACACUCCAGUGCCAGAUCCCUCCCCCAUGAUGCCACCGGUGGGAGUUCAGGCUUCCAUUCUGAGCCAUGACACCAUAAGGAUCACUUGGGCAGACAACUCUCUGCCGAAAAAUCAGAAGAUCACAGAUGCUCGCUACUACACAGUCCGCUGGAAAACAAACAUUCCUGCAAACACGAAGUACAAGACUGCAAACACAACCACCUUGAGCUAUUUAGUGACCAGUUUAAAACCAAACACCUUGUAUGAGUUCUCUGUGAUGGUGACUAAAGGUCGAAGAUCAAGUACUUGGAGUAUGACAGCUCAUGGAACUACCUUUGAAUUAGUUCCUACAUCUCCACCAAAAGAUGUGACUGUGGUGAGCAAAGAGGGAAAACCUAGGACAAUAAUUGUAAACUGGCAGCCUCCGUCUGAAGCCAAUGGCAAAAUUACAGGAUACAUCAUUUACUACAGCACAGAUGUGAACGCUGAGAUACAUGAUUGGGUCAUUGAGCCUGUGGUGGGAAACAGAUUGACACACCAGAUCCAAGAGUUAACCCUUGAUACGCCAUAUUAUUUCAAAAUCCAGGCCCGCAACUCCAAGGGCAUGGGGCCUAUGUCGGAGGCAGUACAGUUCAGAACACCCAAAGCUGAAUCCUCAGAUAAAAUGCCUAAUGAUCAAGCAUUAGGGUCUGCAGGAAAAGGAAGUCGGCCAUUGGAUAUAGGACCUGACUACAAACCACCCAUGAGUGGCAGUAACAGUCCUCAUGGAAGCCCCACAUCCCCCCUGGAUAGCAAUAUGCUUCUAGUCAUAAUAGUAUCUGUUGGAGUGAUCACCAUUGUGAUAGUGGUGAUUGUUGCGGUCUUCUGCACUCGUCGCACCACCUCUCACCAGAAAAAGAAACGAGCUGCCUGUAAAUCAGUGAAUGGGUCCCAUAAAUACAAAGGAAAUUCCAAGGAUGUCAAACCCCCUGACCUUUGGAUCCAUCAUGAGAGACUGGAGCUGAAACCCAUUGAUAAAUCUCCAGACCCUAACCCAAUCAUGACAGACACCCCAAUCCCUCGCAACUCCCAGGACAUCACACCAGUUGACAAUUCCAUGGAUAGCAAUAUCCAUCAAAGGCGCAACUCAUACAGAGGGCAUGAGUCAGAGGACAGCAUGUCCACAUUGGCAGGAAGAAGAGGGAUGAGGCCAAAAAUGAUGAUGCCAUUUGAUUCUCAGCCCCCUCAGCCUGUGAUUAGCGCUCAUCCCAUCCAUUCACUCGAUAACCCUCACCAUCAUUUCCACUCCGGCAGCCUCGCUUCUCCAACUCGCAGCUAUCUCCAUCAUCAGGUCAACCCUUGGCCGAUUGGCACAUCCAUGUCCCAUUCAGACAGGGCCAAUUCCACAGAAUCUGUUCGAAAUACACCGAGCACAGACACCAUGCCGGCUUCCUCAUCUCAGACAUGUUGUGCUGACCAUCAAGAGCCAGAAAGUGCCACAGCAUCUUAUCUGGCCAACGCGCAGGAGGAGGAUUCAGGUCAAAGUCUCCCUACUGCCCACGUCCGUCCCUCUCACCCUCUGAAGAGCUUUGCAGUGCCAGCAGUUCCACCCACAGGUUCCACAUAUGACCCAGCAUUGCCAAGUACACCAUUAUUGACGCAGCAAGCUUCUAACCAUCCAGUUCACUCGGUGAAGACUGCGUCGAUCGGGACUUUAGGGAGAACUCGACCACCUAUGCCAGUGGUAGUGCCCAGCGCCCCCGAUGUGCAGGAGACCACCAGGAUGCUUGAGGACUCAGAAAGUAACUAUGAACCGGAUGAACUGACCAAAGAGAUGGCCCACCUGGAAGGACUAAUGAAGGACCUUAAUGCCAUCACUACAGCAUGAACAUCUUCACCAGGACAUGACUCCAAAUCCAGUUUCACAAGUCUUGGAACUCAGCCUUGGAACACAAGGAAUUGUACAGAGAAAGAGAGGGACAGCACACGAGAGCAGACGUAGAAAGCAAACAAACCAACUGGUGCAUUAAUGCUAAUGCUGGUUAAAAAGAUGACUUUUCUCCUCCUCAUCCUGAAACAAAGUCAUUGCCAAGUUGAAGUCUUGUUUGCCUGCUGAGACCAUGCAGGAUGGGACACUUCAGGUGAAAUCUAGUGUCCAAGCAAGAGGGGGAAAAAAAUCAAAUGGACUUUACAUUCUUUUUCUGGUCAGGUUUUGUCUCAGUGGUGUGAUUGCCCUGCCUUUUCAGUGUUGGACAUUCGCAUUUAUGUACAAUUUUAUUUGUGUGUUUUUAUUUUAUUUUAUCUUUUUUUUAUAAAAAGGAAAAAAAUUGUGUAAUCUGAAAAAAAAGAAAAACAUUGUUGUUUUCCACAGCCUAGACUGAUGUUUGACUGCUUGUUCUAUUGUGUGUGGAAAUUCAUUGCCAGUGUGGGGUAUUCUGUUUUGUUUUUUUUAUUCUGCAUAUAAUUACAUCCCCUUCCAGCAGUUAAUCCAUGGCCAUUUGGGAUGCUGCAUUGCUAUUUGUAAGCUCUUUUAUUAUUUUUAUAUUAUAAUUAUUAAAAGCCUGACUUUCUCCUCUCAUCACUGUGAGAUUACAAAUCUGUUUGAAUUGAAAUGUAACAUUGAAAGACUUGUUUGUCGCUUUUUGUGCAGUUUCAAUACUUUAAUGGGGAAGGGGGAGGGGAGCCAAGGGCUAAUGGGAGGUUUCCUUAUUGUUGUUUUCCAGUCUUCAUAUGUUCACUAAAAGACUGAAGAAAAUGAAAGCA